GUGCAGUCAACAAAAUCCCACAUGCAAAUUUUAGAUCUUUGUACACCAUAACAUCCGAAGACUCGAGGUUGUCUUGUCAGUUUGUUUAAACUAUUUAGAACAACUUAACUUGUAUAGAUACAGUAGCCAGCUCGUAUAUUGAAUCUGCUUGUAAAUAUGACACACCUGAAACGAUCUGUUCUAACCUAGACAAAUUCCAAAUACAUUUGCGAGAUCAUUUAUGCUAGCUAGCGCAGGCUAAAAUAAGCUAGCUAAAAUGGGUAAAGUUAAAUGUUCUGCAUACAAUUGUGAAAAUCGCACAAAAGCCGGCAUGAAAUUUGUAAGAUUCCCACUCAAAGAUCCUAAACGGCUGAAGAAAUGGCUUGCGAAUUUGAGGUGGAAGGGUUGGACUCCUUCUCCAUUUUCGGUCUUGUGCCUCGAUCAUUUUGAGCCGAAAUACAUUAUAGGUGGAGAUAUACGAGCACGACUCCGAGCGAACGCAGUUCCAACCAUUUUCAACUUUUCAAGCAGCAUGCAAAAGAAAAAGGUGGUUCUCAGACAAAAAAGCAAACAAGCAGUGAGUUCCAUUGUUGAAAUACCAACACAGUCAAGUCCUGCCAAAUCAGCUAAAUCGAAGAGACCAAAAAGAUACUCUGAUGAGGGUGGCACCUGGGUAACUUUGAUGGACGAUUCAAUCCAAACGAUUGAGUCUUUUCCAGGUUUUUUCCACGGGGACUACUGUCUGCCACAUAGUAUUCGAUGGGCAGGUGUAAACUCUUCUCACGUGGAGACUGAAAACAAAGAACUCCAAAAUGACCUUCUUCUCAAGCACGUAAUAGAGGUCAAGGGUCCUUGGGAAUGGCUGGGUUUGGAUAUUAGAGGACCAAUGCCCACGACACUUAAUGGAAGCAAGUAUAUUCUGACUGUGACUGACUACUACUCCAAAUGGUUGGAAGCGUUCCCCCUCAGAGUAAACACCUCAGUGGAGGUUGCAAACCAUAUCGUUGACAUCAUCUCCCACUUUGGUUUCCCAUAUAAAAUACUAUCUCGUCUGAGCCGGAAGUUUAUUAAAAAAAUCAAUGACGCAUUGAAAAAACAACUAAAAGGACUUUGGGAGCCUCUUGUAGUCUUUCAUCAGCAAACUGGGAUACUGGAUCUGGACAUGCAGGAUGUGAUAGACAGGAUGGUGACUGAUCUUUUGAAGGAACAUGCACGCAACUGGGAUGUUUUCUUGCCUGCCAAGGUUUUCAGUCUGUGCUUUCAAGAGCACUCCACAACAAAGGAGAGGCCUUUUUCCCUCCUGCGCCGUAAGAGGCUGCAACCCAACACUGUUCCCAGACAAGUGCCUUUCUGUGUUGCAGAGAUCCGAGAGAGCAUCUUUGUAAUCCAGUUUAAUCAAAAACAAGACACUGAUGUACAUGGUGUUGCUGCAAAGGAAUGUGAAAAGGAAAUAUCUGAAAGUAACACUCUCAUGCGGGUGGCCUUCAUCGUUCAACAGUGAAUGUUUUUUGUUUGUUUGAAACUGAAACGCAGACUUUUGUCGAAUGUUUCAACUUCACCCCCAUGAUCAAACCUGGUUAUGCAGGAUUCAUGCUUAGUUUUGAUCUUGUCAAGAAAGUGACAGGUAAGGGUAGUGUUAGUGACUUUAAGGAAUUGUCACACGAUUAAAUAUUGUACCUGCACCUGCCUCAGUUGCAUUGCAUGAGCAGAAGGGGGAGAUUAUAUGGUGAAACUAUGGUGAAAGCCCAGUUUCCAACAAAAACAUUUUCAUUAAUUGCUUACGCGUUACGUGAGUGGCGCGAACAAAAAUGAAAUUAAAUCAAUAAAUAAUUAUUGGUUUAACACUU
Messenger RNA from Hypomesus transpacificus, 1826 nucleotides. RefSeq lists its product as uncharacterized. NCBI's taxonomy places the organism in Eukaryota, Metazoa, Chordata, Actinopteri, Osmeriformes, Osmeridae. The transcript is spliced from 12 exons. Gene Ontology annotation, molecular function: sequence-specific DNA binding. Bases 257 to 1480 code for a protein of 407 amino acids. Gene Ontology annotation, biological process: DNA integration. The record is from RefSeq and is a predicted model, not a curated record.